GCUGUGUGCUGGGCCAACGCGGAGCCGGAGCAGCCGCGGUGAAGCUCCUGGGCUCCGCUGAGACCGUCGCGCCCGCUCGUCGCCUCGAAGUAGCAGCUUCAAGCCGUCGCCGCUACUGGGUGAGCGGCCGCCUAUUGUCCUUCUCGGCGGCGAAGGUGCGGAGCUGCUCUGGCUGGGCCCGCGGGGGAGCCCCGGGCGCCGCACGUGUCCUGGGUCAUGAAACUUAAUCCACAGCAAGCUCCGUUAUAUGGCGACUGUGUGGUUACGGUGUUGCUGGCUGAGGAGGACAAAGUUGAGGAUGAUGUAGUUUUUUAUUUGGUAUUUUCGGGUUCCACCCUCCAUCACUGCACAAGUACACGGAAGGUCAGUGCUGAUACGCUGGAGACCAUUGCUCCUGGUCACGACUGCUGUGAGACCGUGCGGGUGCAGCUGUGUGCUUCCAAGGACGGCCUUCCCGUGUUCGUGGUGGCCGAGCAAGACUUCCGGUUCGUCCAGGAUGAGGCGUACGACGCAGCCCAGUUCCUGGCCGCCAGCGCCGGCAACCAGCAGGCCCUGAACUUCACCCGUUUCCUCGACCGGUCAGGACCCCCGUCUGGGGAUGUGAAUUCCCUUGAUGAGAAGGUUGCCCUGGCAUUCAGACACCUGAAGCUGCCAGCGGAGUGGAAUGUGCUGGGGACAGAUCAGACGUCUCAUGACGGCGGCCCCCGGGAGACGUUGAUGCAUUUUGCCGUGCGGCUGGGCCUGCUGAGGUUGACGUGGUUCCUGCUGCAGAAGCCCGGUGGCCGCGGGGCCCUCAGCAUCCACAACCAGGAAGGGGCGACACCUGUGAGCCUGGCCCUGGAGCGGGGCUAUCACCAGCUGCACCAGCUUCUAACCGAGGAGAACGCCGGAGAACCAGACUCCUGGAGCCGUCUAUCCUAUGAGAUACCUUACGGAGACUGUUCUGUGAGGCACCAUCGAGAGCUGGACGUCUAUACGUUAACCUCUGAGUCCGAAGCGCAUCAUGAACCCCCAUUUCCUGGAGACCGUUGCACUGGACACAUAUUUAAACUUAGGAACAUCCAACAGCAGCUAAUGAAAACAAACCUUAAGCAGAUGGACAAUCCCAUGCCCUUAAUGGUGACAGCACAGGAUCCUUCAGGUGUGCCCGCUGCUCAGGAUACAGACAGCCAGUGUCUCUGCUAUGCAUCAGCCCCCAGGGACGGCCAGCAGCGCCCUCUUCCCGAAGACACCGCAAGCUCUCCGUGCUGCCCAGGGAGCACUGCCGGGGGGAUUGCAAGUUCCUGCGAUUUGUCAGGUGUGGCUAAGGAGGAGCACACAGACUGUUCCUGCGGGAGGAGAACUGCAGGCGUGGAGAGAAAAGGGGAAGAGGUGGAGGCAGCACGCGCUGCGGACUGCGGAGCCGCAUCUGGGCCCAGCCACUGCCUGCAGAGUGUGCCCGAUUGUGGAGGAAAGGGCGCAGGGGGCGUCCCCUGCUGUGGACUCAGAAACGGAGAAACUGGAACAGAAUCUGCUGCACUGGCCGCGGACCAGGAGUCUCCAGGCGCCGGAGACCACGUCCCGCAGGGAGACGUGGACAUGCAGCCGGGCACCACUGCCAUUCGGCAUCUGUCUGGAGGGGAGCUUGCAGUCAGUGUCCCAGCGACUGCUGGGGACCCAAAAUGUGAUCUCGGGAACACAGACACCCCCACCCAGAAGAACGUGCUCGAAGCUGGGGGGAGCACGGGCGAAGAGGUUGCCAGCUCUGGUGUCAGCACGGCUGGAGCCUGUGAUGGAAGAGGCCCGAGGAAGCCUGCAGGUGAAGCCGGCGCUCCUCACGGCAUCCCUGCCACUGCUUCCCUGGAGGCUUCCAGACCUGUCGAGUGUUCACCUGCAGGCAGUAAUGGAGAAGCCUCCACCGUCAGAACUGCAGAGACUGAAACUUCGCGAGGUUGUGAGGGGGGCGCUGGGGUUCCACCAAAUCCGAGCCCCCCAGUACUUGCAGCUGCAGCGGAAGACACGCCUGCUGAUGGGUUUGAGCCCUGUGCUCCCUUGGCAGGCACAAGUGUGCCAGCAUCGCCCUCUGGCCUAACCUUUCCUGGGCCCCAAAAAGACACAGCAAACCAGGAGCCAGGAACGGAUUCACCUCCCAUCCAAAGCCCAAACGGCGAAUCACCCCUCUGUCCCCCCACUGGAGGUGGCAAGCCGUGUGCUGUCUCCACGCGGCAGCAGGACAUGGUGACUUCUGGUGGUGUGUUGGCUGCGGAACGCUGUGAUGACAUAGUUACCCAGCCUGAAAGCAGCCCCCCAGGACUGCCCCCCACGCAGCAUCCACCCCCUGCCGCCUGCUGUGAAGGUCCACGGGCUAGCCCGGCCGCCCCUGGCCCUGUGCGAGAUACCCAGGAACAUGUGGCAUUUUGUCGUCUUGAAGUUUCAGAUACGAAGGGCCAAGGAGGAGAUUUGAAACUAGAAACCAACUCAACAGAUAUGCUUGGGGUGCGUCCGCACGCUGCUGCCCUCGGAGCUGAGAAGGAGCUGGUGCCGGACCAGGCAGUGACAUCAGACAGGGUUUUUUCUCUGGCAGGCGGUUCAGGCAGUGAAUCAGUAACCAAAGAUGACGCGCUUUCUCUUGUCCCCUCCCAGAAAGAAAAGGGAACAGCAGCUCCUGGACUGCACACGGCUCCAGACGGUAGAGAUGGCCCGGGCGGAGAUGCGAAUGAGCCCCUAGAAGACGGCGCCGCAGGCCUGCCCGUGCCCUCCGCCGCUCUCCAGCUUCAGCCCAGCAUGGGGAAUACCAGUCCCACGGCACUUGGCGAGGAACAAGGGGGACCCUGCCUCUCAGCAGCCCCCGAAGUUCCGAAUCUCGAGGGCGGCGCGGACUCUUCUCUGCUGCCUGCGGGGAAGGCCACCGUGGCCUCCAGUUCCAUUUUGACUGAAGAAGGGAAAAAUCUGGUGCUUCCAGAAAGCUCUGAAGCUCAGGGACAGGGUGGCAGGGAUAAAGCAGUGACUUGCUCCCCUGUUAAGGAAGACACGCUUUCCUUGGGAACGUUCCAGGAAGAGCGGAGAACACCACCUCCCGGACAGGAGGCGCAGGGACUCCGUGGAGAGCCCGGCUCCGCUGGCUGUGCUGAGGACAGAGCCCUGGAGCACGGCAACACGCUGGACACGCCCUCGGCCUGCCUUGAUGCAGAAACUCAGCAAAACAAGGAAGUGGCCCCACCAGUCUCGCCACCGACUGAAGGUGGGGCUGCACAGAGCCUGGUGCCGCCGGGAGCCGGGCUGGCUGCAGCCCCACGCCAGGAAGCCCUGGGUGCAGAGCAGGGCAGCUCGGCUCCCUCGCCAGGGCUCUUACCAGAUGGGGCUGAGGCUCAGCCUUGCAGUCGAGCUUUUGCUCUGGAUGCUGGAGUGCAAAACCUUAACUCCCAGGGAAUAAACCCUGCUUGUGAGGUGAACGGAAAGGUGGCCUUGGAUGUCGCCGUGGCUAACGCUUUACCAGGCACCGUUGGGGCCGGGAGACAGGCUGCAUCACACAACACACAAGACCUCCCACUUCCAAAAGCCUCGUUGAGCCAGGAGGAGAAUAUGAUCCUGGGGUCGCCAGGAGCUUUACCAGACAGAGGAGUGACUGACCCACAGGGCGCUGUGACUCCAGAGUUGCUCCCUCUCGGUUGGAAGGAAGCGGACCACGGCAGCAGCUUGGGCAGCUCCGGGGAGGCACAGGUGGACACCCAGGCACAUCACAUCCUACGGCAGCCUGUUGCCACAGAGGUCCCCCCGGAGGCCGGGCUCCCACGCACUGGUGACCAGGCCCCAGCCGGGGAAAGGAGCGCUCCCCCUCUGCCCUGUGCUGCGCAUCUGCCCGAGAGUGCCGACUCCAUCGAGGAGGCCGCGAGUCGCAUUGUGGAGGCCGUCCUAGAUCAAGUCAAGGCCUCGGGAGCACUCCUCACUGGGCGGGGGACCAGUCACAUGUCACUGUCCAGUCCUCCAGAGUCAGGCCCGGUGACCGAGCGGCCAGUGAGUGCUUCUGCAGGGAACGGGAUCGCCUUUGUGCCUGGGCAGACCCCACAAACGGGCAGUGUUCGUGAAGAAGCCCCUGGCAACCUCGCAGGGUGUUCGGCUGAAAGCGGGGAGCUGGAGAAGAUGAAUCUGCCUGCUGACGGACCUGAGCCGGCAACAGAAAUGCCAGACCUGAAAGCUGCCGACGAAGUGGAUUUUCGGAGUAAUGGGAGGACGGGCGUGGCCUCUGCAGAGGUGGCCGUGGGAGACGUGGCCACCACAGCAGAGAUGAAACCAGGCCUAAAGACCCAGGCGAUAAACCGGGAAAGCUGGUGUACAAUACAGCCGUGCCCUGAUGCAGCGUCUCUCUUGGCUCCCACACAGAGCCCAGGAUGUGACAGCUUCCUGGAUGUUGGACUGGCCAGAGAGUGUGCCUCAAAACCAGGUGUGCUCAAACGAGAAUCCGGAAGUGACUCUGACCUCUUUCAGUCACCCAGCGAAGAAGUGGACAGCAUCAUCUUCUCCAAGCCCGAGGAAGAGCAGUUGGUCUGUGAUAUCACCGGAUCCAGUUCUUCCACCGAUGACACGGCUUCCUUGGAUCGACAUUCCUCUCAUGGCAGUGACGUAUCCCUCCCCCAGAUUUCAAAUUUGAACAGGUCCAGAGAUCAGCAGUGUCUUGACAGCUUCUACAGCCAUGGGGCUGGAGCUGAGGGUCGAGAGAGUGAGGGCGAAGCUGCUGGCUCAGGUGAGAUGGACGAGGAGGAGAUGGACAGCAUCACCGAAGUGCCCACGAACCGCUCUGUGCUGAGGGGCUCGAUGCGCUCCCUGUCCCCUUUCCGGAGGCACAGCUGGGGUCCUGGGAAGAACGCGGCCAGCGACGCGGAAAUGAAUCAGCGCAGUUCAUUGCGAGUUCUUGGGGACGUUGUCAGGAGACCCCCCAUUCAUAGGAGAAGUAUGAGCUGGUGUCCUUCUGGUGUGCAAUAUUCUGCUGCCCUGAGUGCUGACUUUAAUUACAGAAGUUUCAGCCUAGAAGGCUUGACAGGAGGAGCCGGUGUCGGAAACAAGCCGUCCUCAUCUCUAGACGUAAACUCUGCAAACACCAAAGAGCUCAGGCACCCUUUCAGUGGGGAGGCGAGGGGUGACUCUCUGAUGUCGCUUUCAGAAGAGGAUCUGGAAUCAGGCCAGAGAGAACACAGGAUGUUUGAUCAGCAGGCAUGUCACAGAUCUAAACAACAGGGAUUUAAUUACUGUACAUCAGCCAUUUCUUCUCCAUUGACAAAAUCCAUCUCAUUAAUGACAAUCAGCCAUCCUGGGUUGGACAAUUCACGGCCUUUCCACAGCACCAGUGCUAACCUGACCGAGAGUAUAACAGAAGAGACCUAUAGUUUCCUGCCUCAAAGCCCCUCCAAGAAAGAUUUUGAAGGCAAGAGUGGAACAAAAGUCAGCCGCACAUUCAGCUACAUCAAGAAUAAAAUGUCCAGCAGUAAGAAGAGCAGAGAAAAGGAAAAAGAGAAAGAGAAAAUCAAGGAGAAGGAGAAAGAUUUGAAGGAGAAGGACAAGGACAAGAAGACUGUCAACGGACACGCUUUCAGUUCCAUCCCUGUUGUGGGUCCCGUCAGCUGUAGCCAGUGCGUGAAGCCUUUCACCAGCAAGGACGCCUACACUUGUGCAAGUUGCGGUGCUUUCGUCCACAAAGGCUGCAGAGAGAGUCUGGCCUCGUGUGCAAAGGUCAAGAUGAAGCAGCCCAAGGGGACCCUGCAGGCACAUGACACGUCUUCGCUGCCCACGGUCAUCAUGAGAAGCAAGCCCUCCCAGCCCAAGGAGCGCCCCCGAUCCGCGGUCCUCCUGGUGGAGGAAACCACUGCCGUCCCCAUGUUUGCCAGUAGACGGUCACAGCAAAGCGUUUCACUCUCCAAAAGUGUCUCCAUACAGAACAUUGCUGGAGUCGGCACUGAUGAGAACAUAUCAAACACCUGGAAGUUCCUGUCUCAUUCGACAGACUCACUAAAUAAAAUCAGCAAGGUCAAUGAGUCGACAGAAUCACUUACUGAUGAGGGAGUAGGUACAGACAUGAAUGAAGGACAGCUGAUGGGGGACUUUGAGAUGGAAUCCAAACAGCUAGAAGCAGAGUCCUGGAGUCGAAUAGUGGACAGCAAGUUUCUGAAACAGCAAAAGAAAGAUGUGGUCAAACGGCAAGAAGUGAUUUACGAGUUGAUGCAGACAGAGCUGCACCACGUCCGGACGCUCAAGAUUAUGAGCGACGUGUACAGCCGGGGGAUGAUGACCGAACUGCUCUUUGAGCAGCAGAUGGUGGAGAAGCUGUUCCCCUGUUUGGACGAGCUGAUCAGUAUCCAUAGCCAGUUCUUCCAGAGGAUCCUGGAGCGGAAGAAGGAAUCUCUGGUGGAUAAAAGUGAGAAGAACUUUCUCAUCAAGAGGAUGGGGGACGUGCUUGUAAAUCAGUUUUCAGGGGAGAACGCGGAGCGCUUGAAGAAGACGUACGGCAAGUUCUGUGGGCAGCACAACCAGUCUGUAAACUACUUUAAAGACCUUUACACCAAGGAUAAGCGGUUUCAGGCCUUUGUGAAGAAGAAGAUGAGCAGCUCCGUCGUGAGGAGACUGGGAAUCCCGGAGUGCAUACUGCUGGUGACCCAGCGGAUCACCAAAUACCCGGUGUUGUUCCAAAGGAUCCUGCAGUGUACCAAAGACAACGAGGUGGAGCAGGGAGAUCUCGCUCAGUCCCUCAGCCUGGUGAAGGAUGUGAUUGGAGCCGUAGACAGCAAGGUGGCAAGUUACGAAAAGAAAGUGCGUCUCAAUGAGAUUUAUACGAAGACAGAUAGCAAGUCGAUCAUGAGGAUGAAGAGUGGCCAGAUGUUUGCCAAGGAAGAUUUGAAGCGGAAGAAGCUUGUGCGGGACGGGAGUGUGUUUCUGAAGAACGCGGCAGGAAGGCUGAAAGAGGCUCAAGCAGUUCUCCUUACUGACAUUUUAGUUUUCCUUCAAGAAAAAGACCAGAAAUAUGUCUUUGCAUCAUUGGACCAGAAGUCAACAGUGAUCUCUUUAAAGAAGCUGAUUGUGAGAGAGGUAGCGCACGAGGAGAAAGGUCUGUUCCUGAUCAGCAUGGGCAUGAGGGACCCCGAGAUGGUGGAAGUGCACGCCGGCUCCAAAGAGGAGCGCAACAGCUGGAUUCAGAUCAUCCAGGACACGAUCAACACCCUGAACAGAGAUGAAGACGAGGGAAUUCCUAGCGAGAGCGAGGAAGAAAAGCGGGCGCUGGACAGCAGAGCGCGGGAAUUAAAAGAACAACUUCAGCAGAAGGACCAGCAGAUCCUUCUCUUACUGGAAGAGAAGGAGAUGAUCUUUCGGGACAUGACUGAGUGCAGCACUCCCUUGCCUGAAGAGUGCUCCCCAACUCACAGCUCUAGAGUCCUCUUCCGCUCCAACACAGAAGAGGCACUCAAAGGAGGACCUUUAAUGAAAAGUGCAAUAAAUGAGGUGGAGAUCCUUCAGGGUUUGGUGAGUGGAAGCCUGGGAGGCACACUGGGGCAGGCUGUCAGUAGCCCUGUUGAGCAAGAAGGUACGGUUGGCCCUGUUUCCUUGCCCCGGAGAGCAGAGACCUUUGGAGGAUUCGACAGCCAUCAGAUGAAUGCUUCUAAAGGAGGCGAGAAGGAAGAGGGAGAGGAUGGCCAAGAUCUUAGAAGAACAGAGUCGGACAGUGGUCUGAAAAAGGGUGGAAAUGCUAACCUGGUAUUUAUGCUUAAAAGAAACAGUGAGCAGGUUGUCCAGAGUGUCGUUCACCUCCACGAACUCCUCAGCACGUUGCAGGGCGUGGUGCUGCAGCAGGACAGCUACAUCGAGGACCAGAAGCUGCUGCUGGCCGAGCGCGCGCUCAGCCGCGGCUCGUCGCGCCCCAGCUCCCUGGUGGAGCAGGAGAAGCAGCGCAGCCUGGAGAAGCAGCGCCAGGACCUGGCCAACCUGCAGAGGCAGCAGGCGCAGCACCUGGACGAGAAGCGGCGGCGCGAGCGCGAGUGGGAGGCCCGCGAGCGGGCGCUGCAGGAGCGCGAGGCGCGGCUGGCGCAGCGCGAGCAGGACGUGCGGCAGGGCCGCCAGGACCUCGACCGUGACCGCGACGAGCUGCAGUUCAAGAAGGGCGCCUACCAGUGCGACCUGGAGAGGCUGCGCGCCGCCCAGAAGCAGCUGGAGAGGGAGCAGGAGCAGCUGCGCCGGGACGCCGAGCGCCUUAGCCAGAGGCAGGCGGAGCACGACGCCUGUCAGGUGUCUCACCCUCACACCAAGCUGCUGAGGAUCCCAUCCUUCUUCCCGAAUCCUGAGGAGUCCCCCUUGCCAUCUGUACCUGCGAUAGCCAAAUCAGGGUCACUGGACUCAGAACUCUCGGUGUCCCCAAAAAGGAACAGCAUCUCUCGGACGCACAAAGAUAAGGGGCCUUUUCACAUACUGAGCUCCACCAGCCAGACAAACAAAGUAGCAGAGGGUCCGAGCCAGGCCCCCGUGCCCGCCUCCGCCUCCACCCGCCUGUUCGGGUUAGCCAAGCCAAAGGAGAAGAAGGAGAAGAAAAAGAAGAAUAAAGGAAGCCGCUCUCAGUCUGGUGAUGGCCCCGCAUCAGAAGUGCCCACGGAGGGUGAAGAGAUCUUCUGCUGACCCUGCCCACUGUCCCGGCCCGUGGCUGCCAGCUCCCCACUGUCCUGCCAUUCCUGGGUGUGCUCUCCUACCGUGGACGCCCAUGCCAGGAGACCAGGGCCCUGGACCAGGAACAGAUGGUCUCGAAUGUCAGGGUGGGGUGGGAGGCCCGGGGCUGGUGGCAUUGGUGGCAGCCAACGGCUCCACUGAGGAUGUUUCAGUGGUCCGGGCACUGGUUUGGGGCACGUCAGGAACUCCUAAAGGCUGAAAGAGGUUUCCAAAUAAGGUCUGAAGUUAUCCCUGCCUUUUGUUUGGGGGACACAGCAGUCUGACAAGCAGAUAGUGGGACUCUGUGUGCGUACCGGUACCUGUCUGCAUGGACGCGUAGGGUCUGCUGGAAGCAGGCACCCUCCGUGGCAGGCGUCGGCUCGGCAGUGAAAGUGCUGCCCAGUCUGCUCAGGUAGCGUGUGGGCGCUUGGGGCUCCCCCGGUCCUCUGCGGCGGUUUUCCCAGAACCUUACCCCGUGCACACCUCACCCCUUUUUGCAUGUAUUUCUCAUUUCAUUUUGGAAGGGAGGGCGAACGUUUGUGAAAACCAGUGAGAGAAGGUGUGAUGUGUUCAAAGAGCAUAUAUAUGUACAUGAUCUGCACCAUCCUGAUUUGGGGAUUUCAGCUAUUUAAAAAAAAAAUCUAAUUUCAACAUCCAAUCCAAAGAAAUCCUAUUCUGGCUUCCUGUUUUUCCUGCAUUGUGACACUUUUUGGUUGUCACUGACCCACAGCCUCCUGGCAACCUCCCAAGGGAAAAGCUACAGCUCCGGCAGUGAGGUUGUCCCCACCCCUGUUACCAGGACAACUGGCUGAGUAGGUUCAGGUGAAGGAGUUCAGCCCGUGUGCAGCAAUUUCCACCAGUGUAGACCGAGGGAAUCACUGGCCCAGGUGUGGCUCAGAAACGUUUUCAUUCUGUCUUGGGGGCCUCGGCAGAAUUUGAUCUCUUAAAACCUUUUUCCAGUCUUGAAGGUCUGUUGGUUGUUGUAGGUCACCCCUUGAAGGUGCCACAAAUGCUGCCUGGUCUUUCUUUGUCUUUUCCCCCACCGUGGGUGAUCCGUGUCUGCUUGAGGCUCGUCACCAGCUGGUUGGAGCAGGACAGUUUGUGGAGUCCCCUCUGAGGCCCGUGUGCCUGCUGGAUUCACUGCUUCCCUGCAGGGGGGCAGCCAAGAAAAGUCUGUGCUUUCAGUGCGCCCUUUGAUUCCUGCUUAGUGCCCCUCAGGAGCAUGGGUCUUGGGACAUACUUGUUGGAAAAGCAAAAUCUGUAACUUGGUGCUUGUUGAUGAAUUGCAAGCUGGCCUUGCAGAUGGAGAUAUUUAUCUUUCAGUUUAUUUGAAAGAGGUCUGCUUUAAAAUUUUUAGCUUAGAUUUGUUUAUUUAUUUGUGUGUGUGUGUGUGUGUGUGUUAAGGGUAAACAUACCGGCCCAACGGUUUCAGCUCUCCGAUCCACGAGGAACUUGAUGAGCCAGCAGUGUGGCUCACUCCUCAGUGUCUGUCCAAGUGCCUUGAGGGCCCAAAAGAAAAUUAAGGGUUGGGGCAGGGGUCCGUGUCCUUCCCUCCUCCUACCCCACCUCCCUUCUUUGAUCUAGGGUUGUCUUCCCUGCUUGAGAGUCGAGAAACGCCACCUGUGGGUUACAUUUGGCUCUUUCUGUCCUGGAGAUCUAGCCUUCAGAAACAGACUCUCAGAACCAAACCAACUAAUCUUUUGAACUACGAUGUACCCCCCCCCCCCCCCCCAAGACCCUAAGGUACAGGACUUCCUUGCACCAGCCCAUACAGCUCUGAGCUACAGCCCUGCCUGCCACGGUUCUCCUCCGGUCCACAUGGAGCCUGGCUGGCUGUCCUCGUCCCCAACUCAGGUUCCCCUCUGGGGCUUCACGUUCCCCACCCCCCCCCCCCCCCCCCCGCCCCAGAAGCACUCUGCUGGGGGGAGUGGCCCCGGCGGAUGAAGCCUGCGUUCCUGCUCUGUGUCCACAUAGGCCAGGCCUCCCCAUGUACUCCCCACAGAGUCGCCAUGGACACUGGGUUUCUGUCCAUUGCUGCCCAGCUCAAUGGCGAUUUGAAGGUGCCUUUUACUCCCAAUCUGCUCGAAGGUUUAAGUUGUUUUGGUUGUUUUGGCUGGUGUUUUUUCCAGACAGAUUUCACCUGCCCCCACACCCCAGGAACUCCACUCGGUUGCGUUGUGGUUGGACCAGUGUGGAAUCAGAAUUGGAAAGUAGCUUCCUGCGUCCACCUGGCCUGCCCUCUCGCACAAUGUGGUCUGCAGCACAGAGAGAACUGCUUCCUAAGACCUGUGCUCUGACGUGCCUUUCUCCUCUUUCCCCCGUGAAACUGAACUCCGGGGGACGUUGUUGUGCUUGCAGAACUGCCUGGAUUGUUGCUGCUUGUGCUUGUGACCUGGAGAGCCGCUCUGGGGCCCGAGUCGUGAGCCCUCAUUUCCUGUGAGAAGGGGUUGUCUGCCAGGGUGGCUCCGACCCAGUGUUCCAUUGUGUCCCCCUGGUAGGGUACCACACUUGUCCACCAGGCUCAAGAAAGCAGAUGCCUGACGUUGCGUUUAAGUUUGGGGGGACAGAUAGAGACAACCAUCCAGAGUCCCCAGAUUUCCAGAGUCUAGUGAAUUUCCUGGAAGGAGGCUCCAUCCUUCUCAAAACUUCUAUCAUCUCAGAAGCUGUCAUCCCAGGUGGGUGACAUGUGCACUUUAACCGCUCUCAUCUGUCGGCUUCAUUUUUGAGACAAUCGGCUAUGUUCGUGGAGGCGGGGUAAAAACCUGCAGUUUGCCAUAAUUCAGCCUUUGCCAACAUUCCACUCUCUACCCCCACGAGAGCUGUCUGUGGGGCAGAAGUCCUUAUCAAGUUUGGGGGUUGUUUUGUUUUUUGAAAAGGUACGAAUCCUACCUUUUUCCCUCUUACGUCUCAGGGUAGCACCACUGAAAGUUGUCCCUUCAAGAAUGUUCUCCCUCGUUAUCUUGCCUAACCCCUGGUAUCAGCACAAAAUUUUAAGACCCAUGGGGUUUGUUUUACCCUUAUGGGGGGGCAGGUGUUGGUGUGUGGGGGUUUGAUAAAGCAGGUUUUGCCUUAAGUGAAGGGUGGAAAAUCAUACCUUAGAAGCCAGGACGGUCCAGGAAUUGACAUUCACAGAAGUACUUGGUUUUUCAUCCCUUGGUCUCUAAAGUUGCUUUUCCGAAGCCCAUUCUUUCUUCCCGAGGACUUUGGUAUUUGCACGGGGCUGCCAUCCACCCCGGUGUUGAUGGGUGCACGGUUGUGCCCAGAGGGCAGCCAGGCCCCGCGCAGGGCUUGGAGAGCCUAUUCUAGUGAGUGGGCUUCAGUGACCAUAGACAGGGUGGUUUGGAGGGGACCCCAGACGGUGCUGGACUCCCGCCAGUGCUCGGACGCCCUUGGGAUUUGGAAGCCCAGAAACAUCCCUCAGCUUAGAUGGUGGCAGUGGUUGAGAGAGACGUGUGGCCUGCCUGCCUUCCGGUUCCCAGCCCAGCGCGUCGUUCUCGCUGAUCUGCAAAGAGGAGGGUUGCGGUUUGUGUCUUGAUUUUUCUUCCAGCGUAGCCUAACAUUCCUAGUCACCCAGGAGCUUUGGAAUCUACCACCUGCUGGCCAGGUUUUAGAAAGUAUUUUCAUGCUGCCAUAAAAGGAAAAAAAAAAAAAUAGGAAGGGGGAAAAAAAGGCUUUUCUUUCGUUGUAUCAUCUAAUUUGUGCAAAGAUUGACAGGCCUUGAAUUACUUCUCCAUCUCGCUAAGGUUCAAAGCCGGGCAAACCCAACUGGCUAAAGUCCUCCGGCCACAGACCCUGACAACCUGCUCCACACACCCAGCCAAGCCCGGCCUGUGCUGGGGUCGCCUCGCUGCUGUCCAGCAGAGGGCACUGCCCCCCAACCCGGCCUCUUCCCCCCAGAGACUCCCCCAGCCUGAGCUCUCCUGUCUCUUGCAGCCACCUGACAGGGAGCCGCCCGGUCAGCUCGCCCGUGGUCACGGUUUAGCCUGUGGUUUUCUGUGUCCUUACCUGCCGGGGGCGCGGGGGGACGCCCAGAUAUGCAGGAGGCCGACCCCCGUACACCUUAUACCUCUGCUUCUGUUGUUUUCAGAUGCUAUACGAACAUUUCUAUGCUAGAUUCUUUUUGAAAUACAAAGGGGUUAAAACCCAGAUGCUGUAUAUUAAUUUGUAAUUAUGUAUAAAGUAAAACAGUUUUAAACUGUAAAAAUUUUUUUUCAAUGUGUUUUCUGGGAUUUUGCCACAACAUACUGGCUUUGUAUUUUAUUUAUCUUCCUUUCUAGUUAUUGGCUUCAGACUCUACUUGUAAAGUCCCCUCCACCCUUUCAAAAAAAUAAAUGUCCCUUAAGUCUCAA
This is a messenger RNA of Prionailurus viverrinus (fishing cat), 13004 nucleotides long. RefSeq names its product A-kinase anchoring protein 13 (gene AKAP13). Lineage: Eukaryota; Metazoa; Chordata; Mammalia; Carnivora; Felidae. Gene Ontology annotation, molecular function: MAP kinase scaffold activity; guanyl-nucleotide exchange factor activity. Gene Ontology annotation, biological process: adrenergic receptor signaling pathway; positive regulation of canonical NF-kappaB signal transduction; regulation of Rho protein signal transduction. The transcript is spliced from 38 exons. The record is from RefSeq and is a predicted model, not a curated record. Bases 217 to 8628 code for a protein of 2803 amino acids. Gene Ontology annotation, cellular component: membrane; actin cytoskeleton.